AUGACUGAUCUUGUUGAUCUCAUAAAGGGUUCUGAAAAUUCUGAUGACACUUUCAAGCGUAUGUGGCUUCUGCUUGCGGGGAAUACAGUCAUUGCCCCGAGCACCUCCAACAAAGUUAGCCCCCGUUGGUAUGCUGUGCUGCGUGACAUUAAUGGUGUUAAAAAUCUCAAUUGGUCCAAAUUUAUUGCUGAUGAGCUGCACAAGGCGCUGCUGAAACGCAAGCCUACCAGGGGUUGCCUUCUUCUCUACAAUCUAUUGUACAUUCAUGCGAUUGAUCUUUCUGGACUUGGCAUCGAACUGCCUGAUGGUCCUUUUCCCAUCAAUGUAUGGACAAAGAAGCUGAUAACUCUUGUCCUCAACAAGGAUGUUCAGGCUGACAAAGUUUCUGUUGGGAAACUACCGUUGAAGCCUGAGUUUGGCAUGAAUUUUUGUCUGUUUGGUGGUCUGGAAGGUCUUGACAAGUUUAUGCGUGUUCAUACUGCCCCAAGCUGCAGUGAAGAGAAAUUUGCCAAAUCAAUUCAGAUAGUUGCUCGAUUCACGUCCGCCAUGGCUGGCAUCCUAGGAAAUCUUGUGGAAUCAUUCACCGCUUUAGAUGAUGAGGGCCAUUCACAUGCAUCCCGUCAGCUAGACGCUAGAUUGAACGUUAUCUCCUCUGCCGCCCGUACGAUGUCAAGGACUAUGCGGUCAUCGCAAGGCAGGCGGACAGAAAGUGCUGGAAAGAAUGUGGCUGAAGAUUCUGAUAGCGAUGAAGAUUAUCACGGAGGCGAUGAUUCUGAUUCUGACGCUGACUCCGAUGAUGAUGAUGAUGACUAUCGAGUUGUUCGUCGUCGCCCUAAAGAUCCUUUUGUUGCUUCAGGCAGUGGUACCGUGGAUGUAGACAUGGGCAGCGGCCCAGCUGAUGAUGAGACCACACAUCUUGAUGGUGCAACUGUCAAAGCACAUGAUGGCACAGGACCAAAUGUUGAAGACACCCCUGUCCGCCCUGUCGGCGAUAACCUCGUUGAGUCUCAGAUCUUACUCACUGGAACAUCUCAUGCAGCAUCCGUUGAAUCAGGUGAUCGAGGGCUUAGCCAUCAAGGUCUGACAGACACGCAAGCUGAGGCGGCCACUGACUCUUCUGUCAAGCGAUGCGGUGCUGAGCAUUUGAAAAUUUUGGCUUACCAGAGGCGCAAGAAGCUGAGGCUACCAUCACCCCCCCCGUUCAGCUUCACCAACUGUGCCAUCACCCCCCCCCCCGUCCAACUUCACCAGUUGUGCCUGCCAGCCCAUCGCAAAGGCCGUCUUCACCAAUUGCACUGUCAACAUCUGAGAUUCAUGAAGCUGUGAAGAAAGUUGUGGUCCAGGAGCUUGGUAUACGCGUGGCUGAAAAGGGAACCGGUGCCUCCGU
This is a messenger RNA of Triticum aestivum (bread wheat), 1387 nucleotides long. RefSeq lists its product as uncharacterized. The transcript has 5 exons. The record is from RefSeq and is a predicted model, not a curated record. NCBI's taxonomy places the organism in Eukaryota, Viridiplantae, Streptophyta, Magnoliopsida, Poales, Poaceae. The coding region runs from base 1 to 1326 and encodes 441 amino acids.